Messenger RNA from Sphaeramia orbicularis (orbiculate cardinalfish), 2256 nucleotides. RefSeq names its product Usher syndrome type-1G protein homolog. Gene Ontology annotation, molecular function: protein binding. Gene Ontology annotation, biological process: equilibrioception; sensory perception of light stimulus; sensory perception of sound. The coding region runs from base 119 to 1543 and encodes 474 amino acids. The transcript has 4 exons. The record is from RefSeq and is a predicted model, not a curated record. NCBI's taxonomy places the organism in Eukaryota, Metazoa, Chordata, Actinopteri, Kurtiformes, Apogonidae.
UCCGUCUCCAAGCAACGUCAGGAACCUGCCAGCCGGUCCGGUGCUCCGUCUGUCCGUCCGGACCCGGCGCGUCCCGGACUCAGACCCGCUCAGCCCCCCAUGGUCCCGGACCGGUGCCAUGAACGACCGGUACCACCGCGCGGCCCGGGACGGGCUCCUGGAGCCCCUGAAGGAGGCGACGCGGAGGGAGCUGAACGGCCCGGAUGAGGACGGGAUGACGCCGACGCUGUGGGCCGCCUACCACGGAAACCUGCACGCGCUCCGGCUGAUAGUGGGCAGAGGAGGUGACCCAGAUAAAUGUGACAUCUGGGGGAACACCCCCCUCCACCUGGCAGCUGCCAAUGGCCACCACAGCUGCCUUUCCUUCCUGGUUUCGUUUGGGUCUAACCUCUGGUGUCUGGACAAUGACUACCACACUCCUCUGGACAUGGCCGCCGCCAAAGGUCACAUGGACUGCGUCCGCUACCUGGACUCCAUCGCCGCCAAGCAGAUGGCGCUCAACCCCAAGCUGGUGAGGAAACUAAAAGAUCGGGCGUUUCGUGUCGCCGAGCGCCGGAUCAAGGAGUGCUCUGAGCUCCAGCGGAAGCACCGCCGACGCAUGGAGAAGAAGUUCAUGAAGGAGGCGGCGGUGUCGGACAACGUGGACGCCAUGAGCUUCUCCAGCUACACCAGCGGCAGCACGUUGAGUCGCAAGUUCAACACCGUCACCUCCAACAUGCCCUACUCACAGGCAACCUUACACUCCACGGCAAAGGGAAAGGCCAAGAUCCAGAGGAAACUGGAGAAGAAGAAACAGGUGGACGGGACGUUCAAGAUCUAUGAGGACGGGAGGAAAAGCGUGCGCUCGCUGUCCGGCCUCCAGUUGGGAAACGACGUCAUGUUCCUCAAACAGGGAACCUAUGCCCCCCCCAAGGACUGCUCCCGCCUCAACAUCCGUCACAUGUUCCUCCGUGAUGACGACGACGACGGCGUGUCUCGUGCCAUAAGCGACCCAGGCCUCCACGAAGCCGCAUACUCAGAGAUCAGCGCCGACUCGGGCCGGGACUCGCUGUUCACCCGACCCGGGCUCGGCACCAUGGUGUUCAGGAGGAACUAUGCCGGUAGCGUGUUUGGCAUUGGGGGGCGGGACGAUGGCAGCGUGGCCGGGAGCGAACCCGUGGGCCGGGUGCCCAACGUUCACCUCCGUGGCCGCCUGCCCCGCCGCUCGCCGAGCCUGGAUGAGGACAGUAUGGGCAGUGCUCUGAGUCUGCAGGACCAGAACCUGCAGGAGCCACCCUGGCAGGAUGAGAACCUGGGCUCGGAGGAGGACCCCGAACCAGAGACCUGUCCUCUGGACACGUUCCUGGCCUCGCAGAGCCUCGGCGAGUUCAUCAACAUUCUGAAGAGGGAGCGGAUCGACCUGGCCGCCCUGCUGUUGUGUUCAGAACGGGACCUGAACAGCAUCCACAUCCCCUUAGGACCACGGAAGAAACUCCUGGAGGCCUGCAGGAGGCGCCUGGAAACCCUGGACCGACCCCAGGCCAUGGAGGACACUGAGCUCUGAAAGUCUGCCUGGGUCCACAACCCUAACCCUAACCCUCACCCUAACCCUGGACCGACCCCAGGCCAUGGAGGACACUGAGCUCUGAAAGUCUGCCUGGGUCCACAACCCUAACCCUAACCCUGGACCGACCCCAGGCCAUGGAGGACACUGAGCUCUGAAAGUCCGCCUGGGUCCACCACCCUAACCCUAACCCUAACCUUGGGCCGACCCCAGGCAAUGGAGGACACCGAGCUCUGAAAGUCCGCCUGGGUCCACAACCCUAACCCUAAUCCUAACCCUGGACCGACCCCAGGCCAUGGAGGACACCGAGCUCUGAAAGUCCGCCUGGGUCCAGAACCCUAACCCUAACCCUAACCUUGGACCGACCCCAGGCCAUGGAGGAGACCGAGCUCUGAAACUCCACCUGGGUCCAGAACCCUAACCCUAACCCUGGACCGACCCCAGGCCAUGGAGGACACCGAGCUCUGAAAGUCCGUAUGGAUCCAGAACCCUAAUCCUAACCCUGGGUCCAGAACAACUGGACAUCUAGUGGACACAUAAGCCACUGUUUCAACUGGGUUCUGGAGAUUGAACUCCUGAGGCCUGAACGCUGCACGUUCAUCAGUAAAUCAUGGUUCCACGUCUGGAGAACCCUAACUCUAACCUAUGGUUCCACAUCUGGAGAACCUUAACCCUAACCCAUGGUUCCACACCUGGAGAACCCUAACCCUAAC